This is a messenger RNA of Hepatospora eriocheir, 696 nucleotides long. The record is from the annotation of a GenBank genome assembly. NCBI's taxonomy places the organism in Eukaryota, Fungi, Microsporidia, Hepatosporidae.
AUGUUUACAAAUCAUAUGAAGGUAUUUAAUUUUCUAUUAAAACUAAUCAUAACUACCAGUAUUGAAGAUAUAUUUUUAUUAAAAUCCGGAAGAAAUAAUUUUUUACAUCUUGAAAGAGGUAUAUUAACUACAAGUAGAAACAGAUACACAAAGUUUAGUGUAGAAAAAAAUUCAGAUGGAAGUUAUAAAUUAUUAGCAAAUGGAAAACCCAUUGAAAUAAGAGAUGGAAAGUUAAAUGCAAAAAGAAAAGGGUUUUUAAAAAAAUCUUUAAAUAUUUACGUAGUUUUAUCAAAUGAAGAUGGAGGACCUGUAAAAUUAAUGACAAAAAAUGAUAAAUGUGUUAAAUUAAGACGAUAUGGAAGAAAAAUACGAUUUGUGCUAUCAAAUUAUUGUAAUAGAAGUGAUAAUUUAUUUUAUGUGAUAAAUCAAAAUAAUUAUAAUAACAAUCCAUACAAUAAUUACAAUAAUAAUUAUAAUAACAACCCAUAUGAUUCUUAUAACGACAACUCUUAUUUUGAUUAUAGUAAUAGUAGUGAUUUUUAUUCAAAAAUGAAAAGUUAUGAUUCAAGUAGUGAUAGUAUGAGUAGUAUGAAUUUUAUGAAUUCACAACCUUGUAAUCCCACGUCAUAUCGUAAACAACUAAAGAAAAUAGGUAUAUCAUCCUCCUCUUCUUCAUCCUCAUCAUCAAGUUUUUAA